AGACGCUCGGGCCUGCUCGAGUCCGUCCGCAUGCGCUUGGGCACUCGUCGGUAAGGCGCAGAAGGAUAGAGGACUAGUUCUGGAGUGGUAGUUAACAGUCUUGACACACUGCAUCAAGAGCGUAUAGGAGUCAUUCACUGUGCCAAAGUACAUACUUUCACAAUGCGGAUGAGACAGAAUGUCCAGAAUGAGACAAUAAAAUGCGCUUGUGAGACUGCGGCUGACUGUGGUUUUUGCAGUCCCAUUACCAAAAAUAUGCUGAUGAUAUUCACCCUCCUCUGUGGGUGCUGUAAUUACCAUAUCACCAUGGCUUGAGGAAACGAGCCAUCGUUUUUUUCCCUCCUUUUUCCUACUCCUUAAACAAGCCAUCUGGACUGUUUCUCAUACGGGUAGAGGUCUACAGGAAGUUUUCUCCUGCUCCUCUGUAAAGAUAUCAGGUUUCAGAGGUUAUUGAAAUUCUUUUCUACUCUCAUCUCUCUUGGGCAGUCACAAGAAUUUGACCGAUUGCAACUGUUUAUCACAGACGAGGCACGGAUUGUUCUUGUUUUGACACUGGCCCCUGGGCUGUCAAAACUGAGGGACCGCACUAGGUCAUUUUCGCUGGAAGCGUGGGGCACAUGUUCUGUGUAGAGGUGGGAUUAAGGGGAAACUGGAAACUUGUUGACAUCCAGAACUUUGCUUUGUUUUUUUCUGACCUUUUACUGAGGUUCUGGCCUGUUUAUAGAUUAGUAAAGACAGCAUUUCAGUUUCAGAGAGGGGGUUUAUGAAUUGAGCCUCGCUAUUAAUGUACUUCAUAUGUAUUGCACAAAACAUUUUUGUUAUGCACUUACAGAGAGUGCCUAUAGAGAACCAAGUCACAAGUCUGACGAUUCAUUGAAUGAUUACUGAAAUCUGGUUCAGGAUUACACCGAAUCGAACCGUUAUUAGACUUCUGUUUUGGGUUUUUACCAGUUUUACUGAUUUACGCCCAGUCAAACAAUAAAUAAAUAAAUAACCAGGUGGGUUCAUGGUCAGAUAAGUGUGAUAUUGCUCUGAGAAACAAUGGCUCUUUUUUUGCAGUGACGUAGUUUCCAUAUUUGGAUUGCGGGCAGUCGGAGACGGUAGAUAUUGUGUUUGUGUUGACCUCAGGAUGUCCUGGGGAAGACGUCACGGCAGCAGCAACGCAGUGCCACUGCUGGCUGGCGGGGGCGGGGCCACCUAGGGCUGGUAUUUGGCCAUGGAUAGCCAUACAUCUCCGUGAAUUCUUCAGGGGUCCCCUUACUGUGGGUCGCACCUUAACACCACCCAAAAAACCACAAGAAGCUCUCUUGAAGACUUCUCUCUCUCUUUUGAAGAUGUCUUUUGAAGACAUCUGAGAGGACAUAGCUGAAGACGUUUUUUGUAAGGAGCCGUUCUGCUGCUGGAGGAGAGGAAACUGAGAAAAUAGUUGAACGGCGAAGGAGUUCUCUCUCUUUCUCUCUCCUGCUCGCUCCCCCCAAACUGAGAGCAGGUCCAGUUGUGGUUUGGGCUGAGACCGCAGGGCGCUUGCUUUGUGUUGGCUUGUGUGAGCUGGACGGGGAGGUUUAGGUGUAGAUAAGUCACAGAGGCGGCGUUAAACGUCGGGUUUGAAUGCGAGACUGCAAGCAGUGCCGGAGUAUUUCCUGUGGCACAGUAACGCGCAGACAGGAAACCGCUGCAGAAGGUGUGAACUUCAAAGAAGUAAAAGAAGAAAAUAAACAGAACCUUUUUGGAGACAUAUAUGCUUCUAUCGACACAUUGGCGUUUACUUUUGGCAAUGUAGUGUCUGACUUCCUUAUGGGAGAUGUAGACAGUGGUUCAGCGCUGGGCCUCCUGGAGAGCCGGAGAAGUCGGUCGUUUGAGAACCUCUCGGUGGAGUCCGGAGCAUGCGUUCCGGAGAAAGAUGACCUGGCAGGGCCCCCGCCGCCGACGGCCCGCGCCGAGGAGGUGGACGAGGCGCUGCUGACGAGCGACAGCGGCGUGGAGUCGGCCCUGCUCUACGCCAAGGCCUGGUCCAAGUACACCAAAGACGUCCUGGCCUGGGUGGAGAAGAGGCUGAGCCUGGAUAUUGAAUGUGCGAAAGGCUUUGCUAAAAUGGCCGAAUCUGCAAAGACGCUUGCAAGUCAACAGGACAACAUGCCAUUCCGGGAAAUUUAUAUAUCCGCUUUUAAGAACGACAUCGAGUACAGUCAAGUUCUGCUUCAGACUGCGUCGGCCCUUCAGUCCAACAAAUUCAUUCAGCCCCUGUUGGCUCGCAAGAAUGAGCUCGAUAAACGCAGGAAAGAAAUCAAAGACCAGUGGCAGAGGGAGCAGAAGAAAAUGCAGGAGGCAGAGAGCGCUCUGAGGAAGGCCCGGCUCCUGCAGGCGCAGAGGCGGGAGGAGUACGACAAGGCCCGCUUCUCCACCAGCCGGGCCGAGGAGGAGCAGCUGGCCGGAGGAGGCAAGCAGCUGGAGAAGAGGAGGAGGCUCGAGGAGGAGGCGCUGCAAAAGGCAGAAGAGGCUAACGACCACUGCAAAGCCUGCGUAGCCGACGUCGGGGUGAAGAGGAUCGAGCUAGCCAACGGCAAAAGCGAAAUCCUGACGCAGAUUCGCGAGCUGGUGUUCCAGUGCGACCUGACUCUGAAAGCGGUGACGGUCAACUGGUUCCAGAUGCAGCAGGCCCAGGUGGUCUCCCUCCCGGUCAAUCACCAGUCCCUCUGCGAGAACGCCAAGCUGUACGAGCCGGGCCAGCAGUAUUUGGAGUUCGUCAAGAACCUGCCCAAAGACACGAGCCGAAUGGACUCUUUCUCUUUCGACGGCCCCCAGAACUCUGUGUUGCCCUUCACUAAGCGAUCAAUGAGCAGCUCCUCCCAUGGGAAUCUGUCUCAGAUGUCAGUCACCUCUGGCGAUUUCCAGAGCGCCGAUGAGGUCGAGAGUCCGGUUCACACACGCCCGGGAAAGAUGGAGGAAAGGCGGUCCCACAGCACCACGGACAUCCAAGCGCUGAGGACCCAGGGGCCGUUCCGGACCUGGGCCUCGGGCAGCCAGGGAGGGGGGAUGUGCAGCGACUCAGAGAGCGCGGGGGGCAGCAGUGAAUCCCGAUCCAUGGACUCCCCUACCGCCAGCCCAGGUGACUUUAAAAGAAGGCUUCCCAGGACCCCCUCCACAGGCACCAUGUCCUCCGCCGACGACCUGGACGACAGAGAGCCUUCAGACAACGGCCUGAGUGAAAUGGUGACGGAGACGGCCAGUUCCCCCGGACCCUUCCGGAAUGCGCAGAUGUCCAAGGCCGCGCAGACCCACAAGCUGCGGAAACUACGCGCCCCCUCCAAGUGCCGGGAGUGCGACAGCCUGGUGGUGUUCCACGGAGCAGAGUGCGAGGAGUGUUCUCUGGCCUGCCAUAAGAAGUGUCUUGAAACACUGGCGAUCCAGUGUGGCCACAAGAAACUGCAGGGAAGGCUGCAUCUUUUUGGAAUUGAUUUCACCCAAGCGACCAAAAACAACCCUGAUGGAAUUCCAUUCAUUAUCAAAAAGUGCACCUCUGAGAUUGAAAACCGGGCUUUAAAUAUCAAGGGUAUCUACCGAGUAAAUGGAGCAAAAUCUCGAGUAGAGAAGCUUUGCCAAGCGUUCGAAAAUGGCAAGGAUUUGGUGGAACUGUCUGACCUUUACCCUCACGAUAUCAGCAACGUCCUCAAGCUUUACCUCCGCCAGCUCCCAGAGCCCUUGAUCUUGUUCCGUUACUACAACGACUUCAUCGGCCUGGCGAAAGAGUGCCAGAGCAUCAUCGUGGAACAGGCGGAGGAGAAUUCGCAAACGAGCGUCGAACUCAACCGUGUCAUCUUCAAGAUCAGGGACCUGCUCCGUCAGCUGCCCCGGGCCCAUUACAAAACCCUGCAGUUUCUCAUCGGACACCUGUUCAGGGUGACGGAAAAAGCAGACGAGAACAAAAUGACGGCCAGCAACCUGGGGAUCAUUUUCGGGCCGACUCUGAUCAAACCCAGGCAGACGGACGCCGAGGUGUCCCUGUCCUCGCUGGUGGACUACCCUUACCAGGCCCUGAUCGUGGAGCUGCUGAUCCGCUACUACGAGAAGAUGUUUGACGUGCCCCUGAGCCCGGUGUCCAUCUCCCCCUCGGCCAGGGAGAGCUCCCCUCUGCCCUCCAAAGUCGCCGAGGUCCGGCUGACCCCCCGGGAGAAGGAGCAGCAGCUCAGCCGGCACUCUAUGUCUCUGGUCGACAUUAAAGAGCAGAGUUCUAAAGUGUAUAAAAGGCACUCCUCUGUAAUUCCUUCCACUCAUUUGCUGGAUGAAGUUAAAGAAGUGAAACCAAUGCCAGAUGGGUUGGAGUUUGCACCCGCUGUGGAUGCAAAUUCAGAGAAGCACAACGGGCUUUCGUCUAAGGGCCUGUCAGAGGUCCAGAGGUCCAACUUUGUGUUCAGCAAGUCCAAUCACAGCACCCCCAAAGUCCAGUUGCGGUCGCCGCGGGACAAGCUAAUUUCCCGGCCAAUCAGCAUGCCCGUGGAUCGGCUGCUCAACCCCGCCCAGGUCAACGAGAGGAACUCCAGAAACGCCAUGGAGACGGAGAGGAGCCCAGCCAUACAGGAGGUGGCUGAACCAGUGAAGCCCAGCUCUAGAGUGAGCACCUACCGCAACACUUACAUCGACACCCAGAGCCUUAGGCGAACUUGGGACAAGCAGUACAAGCAUUACGACUUCACUCCUAGGACAGCUAUGAUCAUGGCUAACAUACCCUCGAACGGCGGGUCUGGCAGUACCGGGACCUUGUCGGCCUCCCUGCCGGCUUCUUCCACCUCUAGCACCACCAGCACCAUAUUAGCCAACAAGCCGUACAUCGCAGCGGUGCGGCCGGGGAGGACGUCGAAAAAAGACGAGCACAGCGGCGAGUCUGACCCCCCCGCGUCCAGGGUCUUCCGAGCCUCUCGGACGUUGCAGCCCCCGCCGGGUACUUUUUACAAGCCCCCGCAGAGCGUCAGAACGAAGCAGCCAGAGGAGCCGGGGGCGCAGACCGGCGGCGAAGCAGCAGCCGGCGCGGAGCAGACGGCUGCGGCGGGGGAGGAGCCCAUAGACGCGUCCCCCGUCGCCCCCCCGCAGCCUCAGUCUGCCGGCUCCAGCCCCGAAGAGCUCAGCCAAAGCGAAGCCAAGCCAGUGUACCAGAGACUCCGCCCACGGCGCCUGCAGGAAUACGAACACAGGGAAGCACAUUUUGUGUGAUCAUUCGUAACUUAUACAUCACAAUUAUAUGCAACAUAUUGUUCUGCGUGUGUGGUGUAUUGCGUAUGUUUGUAUGUAUAUAUUAACAUACAUGUAUACACAUGCAGUUUGUGCCAUAUUGUAUAUGAAAAGAAACCACUUAAAUAUUUUCGGCAACUGUGAAUAUGUACCAUUUAAGUGUUACAUAUAUUAAUAUAUUGUUAUCUGUUAUGCCACAGUUUGUGCUGGCAGGAGCGAGAAGUGGUUCCUGAGUUAAAGCAGGGUGCACUUAGUGUAAGACAAUGUGUGUAUUUAUUAGUUAUUUAACACGAUAGUUGCGGCAUCUUUUUUAAAGGUAUACAGAAAUUAAAUUAGGGCCAUAUAAUCAAAACCUGCAUUAUCCAGUACUGCCAUUUCUAUAUUAACUAUAAAUUAUUAAACAUAAAACAAUAUAUGAUCUUUUGCAUUACAUUUUUUUCUAUUUUUACCGUUACAGGAAAGGCAACAUGAGUUUCUCUUAUACUGUGCAAUGGCUUUUGAACUAGGAAGACAUGAGCUGUAUUGUUAAAAAAAAUUUUAUAAAGUAUUUUUAUCCUGCAUUUGCGUGUUUAUAUGCCAAAACCCAAUUUCAUUUUUUACAGCAUUGCAUGUAAUGUCACUUUAUAACUGUUACGAUGCACUUACAUAUUUUUAAAUGUAUUCAGUGCAUCUUUUCAGAUCAUAGUUUCAGUACAGUAUAUUUCCAAUGGAACACAAUGCAGUCUAAUAUGUGAAUGCAUAAGUCUUCGUUUUGAUUAAGCUUCAGCAUGUGUCUGAUAAUGUAUGUCAACCAUAUGUAUCUGUUUAUAUUUUGUAAAUAUAACCUGCAAAGGAGUAUCUUUGCAGAAUUGACUUAAAUGUAUUAACUUUCUUUCCACUUACAAGUUCAGAAAAAUAUACACCUCUUCUUUUUGUAAAUUAUUAAAAGUGUAGAUAACUGAAAAAAAAAUGUUGAUGAUGAUGCUUUGUUUUUUAAAUACUUUUGAUAAAUGGUUUGGUUUCCAAGUUCAGCUUCCUUGUUUUGUUAUAAAAGGAAGUUAAACUGAUACUGUAUCUACCACAGGUAAUGUUUUCUUUAAUUUGUUGAGGAAGUACCAACUUUGAGAGAGAUGAUCACAUAAUGACUGAUACUGGCAAUAAUUAAGUGUGACAUUUGAAAGCAAUACACUUUGAGUCAAUGAAAAAUAUAAUUAAAUUUAAUUAACAAGCCAAUUAAACUAAAACAUUUAUACUGUAGGAUUUUCUCUGGAUAUUUCUUUCAUCUAGCUGCUGGCAGUUAGACUCAGGGGUCAAGUCACUACUGUUGUGUACUGGUUGAAGCACUGUGAUUCCCGCUGUAUUUUACAACUAUUUGGUCCUUUUAAUGAUCUUUAUGAUUUACAUGUCUUAACAAUUCAUAUUACAGUGUAUUAUAAUAAUGCAUUAGCAUUAAACUAUGCCCUUGUUUAUCUUAGCUGAAUUAUAUGUAUUUCCAUGACAGUAUUAUAUAUUAUUAAACUUAAGAAAUCUUAACCAUUGAAGUUCACCUCGCAUAAACCAAUGUUAUAGCUAUACAACAUAUAUGUCUAUAGAUACUGUUUUGGGGAUAUCGCCGAUACCAACUGAUUUGAAUCUCUCAUUCACCACCUACUAAUUUCUUAUGGAUUAUUAAAUUUGUCUGAAAAUAAAAUGCAGUAACAGUCAUGCAAUUUCUGAU
Messenger RNA from Anguilla anguilla (European eel), 6919 nucleotides. It is a transcript of the gene arhgap29a, whose product is annotated as Rho GTPase activating protein 29a. NCBI's taxonomy places the organism in Eukaryota, Metazoa, Chordata, Actinopteri, Anguilliformes, Anguillidae. Gene Ontology annotation, molecular function: GTPase activator activity. Gene Ontology annotation, cellular component: cytoplasm. The record is from RefSeq and is a predicted model, not a curated record. Gene Ontology annotation, biological process: signal transduction; activation of GTPase activity. Bases 1609 to 5205 code for a protein of 1198 amino acids. The transcript has 21 exons.